AUGGUCUUACUCAGGUGGGAGAACUAUACAAUCUUGAUAGCAAAUUUAACAGACCCCUUCAAAGUAGUACUCAUAGCCCACGUUCCUUAUGGUGACUCUUACAUAGCUCUUGAUGAAUUAUUUAUGAGCAACUGCGAAAAAGAGAACUUACGUGGUGUCAAAACAAUACGACAGAGUCCCUUAAAAUACUUAAAACGAGAUGCCUUGUUGAAAUCUGGAUGUUUAAAAGACGAGUUUAGAUGCCAAUCAUCUCUAUGUAUUAGUAAAGAUAGAAUAUGUAAUUUACAUCAUGAUUGUUCAGAUGGGGAAGACGAAUCAUUGACUGUUUGUGGGAUGGGGCCCGUUCAUAUGGUUCAACCAGUCCCUAUAGGUUGA
Molecule: messenger RNA, 375 nt
Organism: Lottia gigantea (owl limpet)
Lineage: Eukaryota; Metazoa; Mollusca; Gastropoda; Lottiidae
Exons: 5
Coding region: 1-375 (124 amino acids)
Molecular function (GO): protein binding
Source: RefSeq, a predicted model, not a curated record